AUGUCGUCAAUUACUGGUUUAAUUGAACGUCAAUACGAGCUCUUUACGUCGAUGAGCCGGACAAUUAUUAAUUUACGCAAAAAGGGGGAGGCGAACAUCACGGAAUCCUACGUUAAAUCCCGUCUCUCGUCGCUUAAAGAGAACUGGACGUCGUUCCGUCGGAACCAUGCGCAAAUUACGGAUCAGAAGACGGAAGAAACCCGCAAGCUAAGCUAUUUCACCGAUGACCUGUGGACUCAAGGUGAGGAAAUCUUCAUCGACAACCAAGCGACUCUGGAGGAGUAUUUGGACCGUUUCGCUCGUACUCCCAAACCACCGCAUGGCCCUGUUGCCCAGUCCAUCACGAGUUGCGCGGAUCAACCGGGUCAGCCACGGGCAUUACCUAAGCUCGUGCUGCCAAAGUUUGCUGGACAUCACAAAGAAUGGACGCCGUUCCGCGAUUUGUUUCAAUCCAUGGUCAGCGACAACGCAUCGAUACCCGAGGUAGAAAAAUUGCAUUAUCUAAAAAUGAGCGUAACUGGCGAAGCCGCCCAACUCAUCAGCAACUUAUCCGUGACCUCGGAUAAUUUUAAACUCGCGUGGCAAGUCCUCUCUGACCGUUAUGAAAAUCGUCGCGUUCUUGUUGACACCCAGCUCGACUUGUUAUUCUCAGUCAAACGGUUACAGCGAGAAUCGGCGACCGAGCUUAAACGGUUAUAUGGAACAACAAACGAAGUCAUCGGAACUCUUAACGGUCUCAAGUGCGACACAAAAAACUGGGACCCUAUAAUCGUAUACUGGGUGUCGCGUAAAUUCGAUUCUAACACUUUCCGAGAAUGGGAGCUGCAUAUCGGCACCUCCACCGAAAUUCCAACUCUGACGCAACUUAACGACUUCCUGUUGAUGCACAUUCGCGCGACGGAGUCCGUGGAACGCUUUUCCGGAUCGUCGCAACCGCUUUCCCGAAGUCGAGAAGUUAAGGUCCAGGUGCAUCAGGCAACCGUUAACGCGGCCGCCUGUCCAGUAUGCAACGCUUCUCACUCUCUCACGUCGUGUCCAACGUAUCUCGCGAAACCAGUAGAUCAACGUAAAUCAGUUGUUGCUCAGCAGCGUCGGUGCUUCAACUGUCUCGGCAAUCACCAUCGUAAGGCAUGCCGCUCAAAUCACCGUUGUAUUACAUGCAAGGCGCGGCACCACUCAACUCUUCAUGAAUCGACGACCUCCACGUUUCCGACGGCGAAGCCCUCACCCGAAACUGAACCGUCCGCGUCCGAAGUCACUGCAGCGUCAUCAGUUACGUCACAUCUUCUCUCGAACCAUGUCCACCCUCGGCCAGCAUUUGGGCGGAUGCUGCUGGCCACAGCGCUUGUUAAACUUGCAUCUCCAUACGGGGAAACUCGGAUCGCCCGCGCCCUUCUUGACCAAGGCUCCGAGGUUUCGUUCAUCACCGAAUCUCUGGUUCAGCAGCUGCAUCUCCCACGACGACACGCAACCAUUCCCGUCUCGGGCAUCGGAGCAGGACGGACGGUCGUCACUCGGGGCGCCUCCACGUUUCGAAUAUCGUCCUUGGUCAACCCAAUGUUCAGCUGUGAGGUAAACGCUCUUAUAUUGCCGAAGCUCACCGAUUACAUUGCAGAUCGCUCUCCCAACCUGGUCAGCCUUCCGCACCUCCACGGGCUUCAGUUGGCGGACCCCGAUUUCCCGCAGUCAAGUCGCAUUGACCUGAUCAUCGGCGUCGAGGUCUACAACAGCGUACUACUUUCUGAGGUUGUUCGCGGUCCACCACGAACACCUUUAGCCCAGAAGACUCAACUCGGGUGGAUCGUGUCCGGUCCUACGCCUCAAGCAGCGGAGGGUCCCCAAGCAAAACACCGCGCGAGCCUGCAGUGCUGCUUGGACCGCGAACUUGUCGAUCUCGUGCAACGAUUCUGGAACCAGGAAGACUACGCCUCGUGCAGCGAACCAACAAUCUCCGAAGCCGACCAAGUAUGCGAAAAUCAUUUUGUACGUACACACGCUCGAGACGGCAACGGUCGGUUCACCGUGCGCCUACCUCUCGCUCGAGACGUUGCGGUUCUCGGUGACUCUCGCAAUUCCGCGUAUCGUAUACUUGUCAAUUCCGAAACUCGUCUAGCCAAAAAUCCACCACUGCGUUGCGCUUAUUCUCAAUUUCUGACCGAGUAUGAACGGCUCGGGCACAUGCACCGCGUAACCUCUUCGGAACUGACCGCGCGCGUAGCAUAUUAUCUACCACACCACGGCGUCCUACGCGAAACGGGCACGACAAAGGUCCGUGUUGUUUUUAACGGGUCGCACAAAACUUCAUCGGGCCUCUCGUUAAACGACUGCCUUCAUUCCGGUCCGAAGUUACAAAAUGAUCUCGCCGAUGUGUUACUGCGUUGGAGACAAUGCGCGUUUGCAUUCUUGGCUGACGUCGAGAAAAUGUAUCGCCAAAUACGAGUGCACGAUGACGAUCAAUCACUUCAGCGUAUUCUUUGGCGUCGCGAUAGCUCCGGUUCUAUAGAAGAAUAUGCUCUCUCCACGGUCACGUAUGGACUUGCUUGCGCUCCAUACCUCGCUCUCCGAUGUCUGCGUCAACUGUCUACCGAUCACGAAAAGGAGUUUCCUCUUGGAUGUACCAUUCUCCGCGACGAGACGUACGUAGAUGAUGUUCUCUCCGGCGCGCACAGCCUCCCGGAAGGCCUCGAAAAAAUAUCUCAAAUCAGUGAGCUACUGCGAUCAGGGGGCUUCCAGCUUCACAAAUGGACCGCGAAUGACGAUAGAUUAUUAUCGAACUUCUCGUCGCAAUCUGCGAGCGCGCUAGGCGAACGUUCACUGAACGAUGACGCGUCGCAUCGAGCUUUAGGUCUCGCGUGGAACGUGAAUCGUGACGCGUUCGUGUUUACAUUUCAUACCCUCUCUCAUUCAUGCACGACGAAGCGCAGCGUACUUUCAACCGUCUCUCAGCUUUACGAUCCCCUCGGAUGGAUCGCUCCGGUCAUCGUGCAAGGCAAAACCUUCAUGCAGGAAUUGUGGACUCUAAAGGUAGGCUGGGACGACCCACUCCCCGCGGAGUUCGUUAAGCGUUGGGAGAAGUUCAGCUCCAAUCUUUCGGAAGUGCGAGCUGUAACAAUACCGCGAUGGAUCGGUACCGCGCCUACGAACGUUUCCACGGAGAUUCACGGGUUCGCGGACGCGUCCUCCCUUGCCAUGGGAGUCGUCAUCUAUCUCAUCACGAAAGAUGAAACCGACCAAAUCAGGACUGCCUUGUUAAUGGCCAAAACAAAAGUUGCACCUCUCAAACGCGUCACUAUCCCGCGACUGGAGCUCUCGGCCGCAGCACUGCUCGCGCGUAUCGUCAAACGGAUCCGUAAGGUUCUAAAAAUGGGGAACGCUCCGAUACAUCUGUGGACGGAUUCCGCGGUCGCUCUUGCGUGGAUCCGCAGCCACCCUUCUCGCUGGAAGGAAUUCGUGCAUAAUCGCGUGUCCGAAAUUCAAACGUCAUUACCAGACGCCACAUGGCACCAUGUUCCGGGUACUCAAAACCCAGCAGACUUGGCUUCGCGAGGCACGACGCCUCAACAUCUCAUCAGCGAUGCACUAUGGUGGUCGGGACCCCCGUGGUUGCAGUGCCCGUCCCCCGCGUGGCCUUCGGAAAAGUUGACUCCGGAUGACCGGAUUGACGUCGAGAUGCGAAAAUCUCGCGUUCAAGCCUCACUAGUCGCAACCACCGAGUCAUGGAUGGACACCCUAAAGCGCUACUCCUCGCUAUCGCGUCUGUGUCGCGUAACCGCGUGGUGUUUCAGAGCGGUUGUCAAAUUUCGGUCACGGUCUGCACCAUCACCAACCCCGCUCACGCUUUCUGUCUCGGAGCUAGAUCGCGCGCGUUUAUAUUGGGUGAAAGAAACUCAGAAGGAGCAUUUUCGAGAUGAACUCUCCGCGCUCGUGUCUGGAACUACCGUCUCGAAAACAAGCAGUCUCUACAAUCUUAUGCCGUACGUAGACGAGAAGGGACAUUUACGAGUCGGUGGUCGGUUGAGUCACUCGCAGUUGCAUCCCGAUCAGAAACACCCGCUUAUUCUCCCGCGCUCAUCCCCUCUUACGUCUCUCGUCAUUGAUCACGCGCACAAGAACUCACUUCAUGCUGGGCCCCAACUAACGUUAGCCACGAUACGACAAUCAUACUGGAUUAUCGGCGGUCGUUGCCCUAUUCGCGUGUUUAUCAACAAAUGCGUUGUCUGUGCACGACAACGAGCUCGCACUGCCGAACAGAUUAUGGGCCAACUCCCAACGCGUCGCGUCACCCCUUCCAGGGCCUUUUUGCAUUCCGGAGUGAACUACGCGGGUCCCUUCAGUGUAAGAACGAUUCGCGGCCGGGGGGGAAAGAUCCACAAAGCAUAUAUCGCGGUCUUCAUCUGCCUUGCUACUGGAGCCGUCCAUCUCGAGCUUGUAUCCGACUACUCUGCGGAGGCGUUUAUCGCGGCCUAUAAGCGAUUCAGCGGGCGUCGCGGAAUACCUGCUACGAUCACUAGCGACUGCGGAACCAAUUUUGUCUGCGCCGACAAAGAGCUCCGCACCAUGCUCGCGAAAGCGUCUCGCGAUCCGGGCGCGAUUUCGACAACACUUGUCAACGACGGCACCGAUUGGAGGUUUAACCCUCCUUCCGCGCCUCACUUCGGGGGGAAAUGGGAAGCCGCCGUCAAAUCUGUAAAAUUUCACAUUCGUCGUGUGGUGGGGGAUACGGCCCUCACCUUCGAAGAAUUUACAACUCUUUUGACGCAGAUCGAAGCUGUUCUUAAUUCGCGACCGCUUUGCCCCUUGACGGACGAUCCGUCCGAUCUCAGCGCUUUAACUCCUGGGCACUUCCUCACUGGGGACGCGCUAAGGGCGGUUCCUGAACCAGACUUGUCCCUCGUCAAGACGUCACGCCUCUCACGGUGGCAACUGCUAAGACAGUUCACGGAGAACAUCUGGGAUCGGUGGUCACGGGAGUAUCUAACCUCCCUGCAGACUGCCUCGAAAUGGCAGGCCUUACGUAACGGAGUCCAACUCGGAAACCUUGUCCUUAUAAAAGACGAACGAACUCCUCCUUCAAAAUGGCCUCUCGCCUGCGUUACACAGCUGCACCCAGGGCGUGACAACCUAACUCGCGUCGUAACCCUGCGCACCGCGUCCACCACGUUAACGCGGCCAAUUACAAAGUUAUGCGUCUUGCCCAUUGACACUACGGAUCCCAGCGCUCAGGUGUCGGAUCCCGUCACAGACAAUCGCAACGGGUAG
Molecule: messenger RNA, 5259 nt
Organism: Osmia bicornis bicornis
Lineage: Eukaryota; Metazoa; Arthropoda; Insecta; Hymenoptera; Megachilidae
Exons: 1
Coding region: 1-5259 (1752 amino acids)
Biological process (GO): DNA integration
Molecular function (GO): nucleic acid binding
Source: RefSeq, a predicted model, not a curated record